This is a messenger RNA of Adineta steineri, 207 nucleotides long. NCBI's taxonomy places the organism in Eukaryota, Metazoa, Rotifera, Eurotatoria, Adinetida, Adinetidae. The record is from the annotation of a GenBank genome assembly.
AUGGCAAAAAAAGCAGUGAAACCAAUUGAACAAUAUUCCUCAAGUGAUCAAUGUCUUGUUGCACUUCUAUGUGAACCACUGAAAAAAUUGAAAACCAAACAAUCAAAUAUGGUAGCAAUAAAGAAAAGUGAAGAACUGCUUCGUUCAAUUGUUGCUAACGAAUUAAUUUUUGAUACUCCAACGUCGUUAGCAUCAUCUACAAUAUAA